This is a messenger RNA of Macrosiphum euphorbiae (potato aphid), 429 nucleotides long. The record is from the annotation of a GenBank genome assembly. Lineage: Eukaryota; Metazoa; Arthropoda; Insecta; Hemiptera; Aphididae.
AUGCUAAAAAUAGAAAAAAAACCCCUACCCCGGUGUCCGUCGAUUGGGGUGGCUGUGGGCGGCUCGAUCUCAUGGCCGGCGGCCGCCGCGUUGUCGGGCGUCGCGGACAUGGACGCCGGUGGUGGGUUGACGGGAUCGCAGCACUCGCGUUCGGGGUACUCGCUGGCCACCGCCGCACCGGCAGCAGCGACCAACAGCAGCCAUGCGGCCGCGAACAUGACGGCUGCUGCAGUGCGGCUAUCGCUUGUUCACCACUUGCCCGGCACCGGACGACCACGCGGUUCCAUAAAACGUCGUCGUCUCCUCUCUGCGAUUCUUGAGAAGGUCCUCGAUCACGUGUUCUUCUCACUCACCGCCAUCGUCGUCGCCGUCGCCACCGCCGAAGAAACUGUCACAGCUGUAUUGCCCUAUCGACCGGCGGUGCAGUGA